Messenger RNA from Vespula pensylvanica (western yellowjacket), 589 nucleotides. Its product is annotated as ctenidin-3-like. The transcript has 3 exons. The record is from RefSeq and is a predicted model, not a curated record. Lineage: Eukaryota; Metazoa; Arthropoda; Insecta; Hymenoptera; Vespidae. The coding region runs from base 1 to 435 and encodes 144 amino acids.
AUGAUGUUGGGAGUCACGUUGAUCUUGUUACUUGUCACUUCGCUAUUGAACUUGACCGAGGCCGGACACGGAGGAAAGCAUCAACAUGUGGUGAUCCAUGUACCGUAUAAAAUCAAACAUAUUUACCAUACCCACACGAUAACUAAGCAUAUACAUCACGGAGGUGGAGGAGGUGACAAAUAUGAAGUUUUGGGCUACACGGUCGGUCAUCCGAUCGAUUUAGGAGGUCAUGGAGGUCACGGAGGUGGUGGAGGUGGUGGACACGAUUUCGGUGGUGGCGAUUAUGGAGGUGGUCACAUUGAAGUUGGAGGCGGUGGAUACGGUGGAGGAGGUGGAGGAGGACAUGGUGGAUGGGAAGAAAGCGGAGGUGGCUACGAUCUAGGUGGUGGAGGCGGUGGUUAUGGUGGUGGUGGUGGUGACUGGGGUGGUCACUGAACAAAAUCUUCACAAAUUUUUCGAGCAAAAUCCUAAAUUAUGACGGUCAACAACGAAAGUGAUUAUCCUCCUCCCUCGCACUUAUCCGUCCAUCUUUUUUUACCUCUCACGUGUCCUAGUCUCUAUCCAUAUUUACUUAUCUCAUUACCAUCUA